AGACAGUAACAGAACGGUACCUAUCAAGUGGCUUAGCUGCGGUUCAGUGGCUUAGUCAAGCAGCACCACUCGAUCGAAUCGGUUGACAGUCAGAUUGCAUCUAGAACUGUUCGGCAGUGGUGUUUGAUUAAGAUUUCUUGUUUUGUAAGGACACCGUUGCGGACAACAUGAUCACCCGGUUACUCCUGCUGCUCCUGGUGAUUCAAAGUACCGUUCAGCAACAAUGUAUGACCCCAACGCGCAAGCGUGGCCUCUGCACCUCGAUCUACGAUUGCAGCAGUAUGUUAAGCUUCUUCGGAGAUCGACUGCUGACCUGGGAGGAGCGGGACUUUCUAAGACUAUCCGCCUGUACCGGUGCUGCCUCCAGUCGGCAACCAUCCGUUUGCUGUCCGGAUAAGAACGUACGUCCCGGCGGUGGCGGUGGCGGCGGUAAUGGUAAUGGGGCUGGAGAUUCGACGCUCCAAACGCCUCCUCCACCGCCGGAAAUUCCAUCGGCUAUUACACCGGUGCAGCCGGAAAACCGUGCUCAAAUAGGUGGUGGAUUGCUGCCGAACCCACGGACCAAUGAGUGUGGCGUUAGCAUCGGAAUGCGAAUCUACGGCGGUGAGAAUGCAGAUAUUGAUGAGUUCCCUUGGCUGGCUAUGCUGCAGUACGAGAACUUUCGCGGGGAGCGAAAGUUUAGCUGCGGUGGGUCGUUGGUCAACAAUCGGUACGUGCUGACGGCGGCGCAUUGUGUGGUGGGAGAGGUCGAGAAGAAGGAGGGCAAUCUGGUCAGCGUCCGGUUGGGAGAGUAUGAUACCACGACGGAUGUCGAUUGUAUCGAACAGGAUGAGGAGCGGAUUUGUGCCGAUCCGCCGAUUGAUGUUCCCGUUGAAGAGAAACUACCGCACCCGGAGUAUAGCGAGUUGACCAAACUGAAUGAUAUUGCGCUGCUGCGGUUGAACCGGGAUAUUUUGUAUACGGAUUUCAUUCAGCCGAUUUGUUUGCCUUUGGCUGAUUUCAGGAACUCUGCCGCUGGAGAUGUUAACUUUGUGACCGGAUUCGGAAGGACGUUGAAGGGCAACCGCAGCCCGGUUAAGCAGAAGCUCGGCAUCAAGGUGUACGACCAGGACCGCUGUCGGGCCAAAUUUGCCACCAAGAAGGCGGACAUUACAGCGAAUCAGCUCUGUGCAGGCGGUGACUUUGCCAAGGAUUCCUGCCACGGGGACUCGGGUGGUCCGCUGAUGAAACUGCAGAAGGUUUGGACCCUGGAGGGAGUGGUUUCCUACGGUAACCGGUGCGGACUGGAGGAUUGGCCCGGGGUGUAUACCCGGGUUCAGGCAUACAUGGACUGGAUCCGAGCGACGAUCCGAAAUUAGGUGUGUAAUGGUUUUUGUUUAGUGAUAUGGACGAAAAUAAAUAAAUCGAACGUUUGGAUUGGA
Messenger RNA from Topomyia yanbarensis, 1421 nucleotides. RefSeq names its product CLIP domain-containing serine protease B9-like. Gene Ontology annotation, biological process: proteolysis. Lineage: Eukaryota; Metazoa; Arthropoda; Insecta; Diptera; Culicidae. The coding region runs from base 168 to 1358 and encodes 396 amino acids. The transcript is spliced from 4 exons. The record is from RefSeq and is a predicted model, not a curated record. Gene Ontology annotation, molecular function: serine-type endopeptidase activity.